AUGGCAAAGUUUUCUGCAGAAAAUACAUCCUUAUUACCAACAAUUAAUCCUUAUAAGGAUGAUAAAAAAGCAAGUUUAAUAGAACGUUUAUCUGAACAGUUAAUUAUUAGUAUGGAGAAAUUAGGGCUUAGACAUGUUAAUAAGAGUUCAGUGACAUCUGCAUUUUUUGCACUUGUUAAUACAACAAUGGGAGUGGGAGUACUUGGACUUCCAUGGGCAUAUAGUGAAAAUGGUCUCCUCCAAGGAAUUUUAUUAACUCUUCUCUCUGGAAUAUUUUCAAUCUUGGCGUGUGUAUUACUUUCUGAAAUAUCAUUGGUAUUAGAUAAAAAUGGUGAAAAUGAAGCCGUCACAUACUACACAAUUGCAGAAAAGACAUUUCCAAAACUGAAAUCAAUUAUAGAUAUGUCAAUUCUUGUUAUGUCUUUAGGUGCAUGCAGUACUUAUCUUAUUGUAGUUGUGUCUGUAUUGCAAACUUUAUUUGAACCAUUCUUUCCAGAUUCAAUGAGUGGAUCAACAGUUCGAACUUUAAUUUUAUUUGCAGUUGUUAUUUUUGUUAUUGGUCCUGCAAGUUAUCCUACAACAUUAGCUGAAUUAACAAUAAUAAAUUGGAUAGCUGUAUUUUCUUCUUUAUAUGUGGUAAUUGUAGUAAUGUAUUCUUUUCUUUCUCAAAUUUCCCAAUUACCAAUCUUAUUACAAAGAGUAGAUCUAUUUAGUACAAAUUCUGCUAUUAAUCUUUUACAGACAUUCCCAAUAUAUGUCUUUUCCUUUACAUGUCAUCAUAACUUUUUAAAUGUUGCUAAUGAAUUGGAAAAUAGAACACUUUUUAGAUUAAUCAUUACAUGUAUCUUAUCAAUUGGAUUUUGUAUAAUUGUGUAUAUAUUUAUGGGGAUCAGUGGUUACUUAUUAUUUGGAAAUACUUUAAAAUCUUCAGAUAUUCUUAGUAUGUUUGAUACAUCAACUACUAUUAUUCUUAUUGCUCGAAUUGUUUUAGUAUCUUCUUUGGUAUUUUCCUUCCCAGUUUCUUGUCAUUCCUUUAGAAAAUCUUUAGCAAUUAUUAUAAAAGGUGGACAAGAUGCUGAUAGCUCAUUUCCAAAGGAUAGAUAUAUGUUACGUUCAAUUACUCUUUUAUUCCUCUUCAUAUGUACUACUAUUGCAUUCCUUACUACUAAUCUUGGAUUAACAUAUGAGCUUAUUGGUUUAUUUUGUUCAAAUACAGUUUGUUAUUUUCUUCCAGCAGUUUUAUUUCUUAAAAUCUUUUGGGAUAAACCUUUGGGACCUCUAAAGAUCUCUGCCAUUAUAUUAUUGAUUUUCUCAGUUUUAGUAUAUCCAGUAUGUUUCUCAGCAAUACUAUAUCCUUAUUUUUAUAGACAAAAUAAGUCGUAA
Messenger RNA from Cryptosporidium muris RN66, 1383 nucleotides. Its product is annotated as transmembrane amino acid transporter protein, putative. The transcript has a single exon. Gene Ontology annotation, molecular function: amino acid transmembrane transporter activity. The coding region runs from base 1 to 1383 and encodes 460 amino acids. The record is from RefSeq and is a predicted model, not a curated record. Lineage: Eukaryota; Apicomplexa; Conoidasida; Eucoccidiorida; Cryptosporidiidae. Gene Ontology annotation, biological process: amino acid transmembrane transport.